Marchantia polymorpha subsp. ruderalis is the source of this 3414-nucleotide messenger RNA. Lineage: Eukaryota; Viridiplantae; Streptophyta; Marchantiopsida; Marchantiales; Marchantiaceae. The record is from the annotation of a GenBank genome assembly.
GAGAAGGAGGAGGAGGAGGAGGGAGGGGCGGAUGUCGGGUUGUCCGCUGUUGCCUGCUGCCGGUGCAGGUCGAGGGAUGGUACAGGUAAACUGGUUCUGGUUCUGGUUGAACAAAUGUGACGAACCCGGGACAGGCUCAUCUGUGUACCUCGCUCCCAUCAUCAUUCCGAAGAACGCUCUGCGACUGACAGAUUCCUGAGAGACUACAGAAACACAUAGAGGGGCGAGAGAGAGGGAGAGAGAAGAGUGAGUGAGUGAGUGAGCGAGUGGAUGUGUGUAUCUUUGUUCGAGUUGGCAAUUCGGAGGGUCAUUGCCUCCGCUAGCUCACAAAACCCUGGGUUUCGGGGGAGAGCAGCUGCAUGAGGGCAUUGGCUCGAGCGUCCGCCUCCUCCUGCGCUGCCGGGGCAGUUCACAAGGGCAGAGUGAGCGAGCGGGCUGGUGAGGUCCUCCAUCCAAUGUGCUGGACUAAUGGAGGACGCCAAAAAUUCUGGGACAGUUCAAUCACCUAGAUACUGUAAUGGUUCGCAGUCCAAGUCGUAUUCACUAUCUAAUCAGCAGCAGCAGCAGCAGCAUCAACAUCAACAGCAGCAGCAGCAGCAGCAACAGCAUCUGAAGGAUAGCAGCCCGCGUUCGGCGUCUGUUGUUGGCCAGCAGCCUCCGUUUUCGCGUCUCCAUCCGCUCAUGGCGCCCCAACAUACAUCGACGACGACAACAUCGAACAGCGUAGGGCAGUCUCAGUCUCCGCACGGCGCAUGGGCUUCGACCCCUUCGGACUGGGACUCGGCUCCCAACAUGUCGGAGACAAUGGAAGCGACAGCCAAUGGAUCCGCUCAGGAUUACCAUGGAGUCAGGUCAUCCGGGAGUGACUGGGACGUGAAGAUCUCACCGUGGGACUGGGAACAGAUGAGUACCAUCUGCGCUCCUGGUCGGGGUGGGGGUGGGGGUGGAGGCGGAGGCGAAGGAGCACAUUCUUCCAAGGGCUCGUACUCUCUGAGCCAGAGCUCGGAGAGUGGAUCCAUCGGCGGUGGGGGAAGCGGAGGAGUAGGAGCAGCUAAUCGUGUGACACUGCCAAAGAUCGAAGCUGACCUUGGGAAUGGUGGUGGCAGUCUGGAGUCCAACAGGAUUGUUAACCUAGUCGUCGACAGACGUGCUCCUCCGCAGCAAAGCUCGGCGGCGAGCAUUGACGAUCACCGCAAUCGACUGCUUCUGGGCUUGGGAGGAGUGGACGAUGUCUCGUCGGAGGAGAGGAGGCGCUACUGCCAGGAGCAUUGCAACGGCGGAACGGCAAAGAUUGGAGCUGCCGACGCCAUGAUCGGCUUGAAUCUGGGCAGGCGAGAGUACUUCGAAGACGCCGUCGCUCCAGCUCGCGCAUGCGGAGGCGCCCCGACGCCCUUCGCAGUGUGCCCUCCCGGGAAGAAACAACGCGUGCAGUCUCCGGGCGUCCAGGUUCCUCGUUGUCAAGUGGACGGAUGCAGGCAAGAUCUGUCCUCGGCCAAAGACUACCAUCGCCGUCACAAGGUGUGCGAGAUGCACUCCAAGGCGUCGAGAGUGAUGGUCGCGGGUCUGGAGCAGCGCUUCUGUCAGCAAUGCAGUCGCUUUCACGUGCUGACGGAGUUUGACGAGGGGAAGAGGAGUUGCCGGCGGAGACUGGCUGGACACAAUGAGCGUCGUCGCAAGCCGCAACCGGAGUCGGCUGCAAUCGCUUCUACGGGAAGUUCCGCUGCCCUUCAUGCUGAGAGUGGUUCGCAUGCUACAAGCGUCAACGGUGAAGAAGAUAAGAGAGGAACCAAUGGGUUGGCUGAGCGUGGAUCCUACAUGCCCUCACACAGAACUCCAGGGUCUUCAUCUACGUCUGUAGAGGAGAAUUCUGAUGACCAAUCAGGUUCAAUGGGAACCACUCUGAAGUUGAAUCAAGGAAGAAGUCUCUGGCAAGGAAUAUCGAGGGUCGAGGAAGCCGCGGGGUUAGCUUGCCAGGUUCCAUGUGGAGAGAGGCAGCAGCCGUACCUCUCUAGUGCGACAACGCACAGAAUGUUGUCAGUGAUGCAAAGUCCCAAAGGGGUGCAUCAGUUUCUGCUGGAAGGGUCUGGGGGUCCUGGUCUCACGUUGGCGUCGACUUCCGGUACCACGAGUGUGCUGUCUACGUUGGAGUCACCGACGUCAACAAGUGUAUCAGGACUUUCGGACUCUGGGCGUGCUCUCUCUCUUCUGUCAUCUCAGGCAUGGGGCUCCAGAGGUGGAGCCCCGGGCUCAGUAUCACUGGACCUGUCUUCACAGCCAAGUGUGGCACUCUUAGAUCGCCUCAUCUCUGAGAAGACGGGGGUUCCGUUUUCUCCACGAAGGCAGCCAUCGCCGUACCAUUCGGCAUCCGCCACAGCAGAGAACCUGUUCCCUCUGCAGCCCCACUCCAUGCGGGUCGAGGCCAGGGAGCAACACCGGAGCUUCAUCUCCGGCAUGAAUCUGGUCGGAUCUGGUUUCGACGGUGGAAUGCUCGCUCUGAUGCAGGGCAACCCAGACUUCCUUGCCGGCUACGGCGCGGUCAGUGUCGCCCAGCGUCCAACCAUCGACCUGAUGCGGCACCCAUCGCCCCAGUCGCACAAUAGCAGCACUCACCCCUCGGGUGUGCAGUCGGCCGAAUUUUCCGCCCUCAGAUCGUACGAGUCUUUUGAGUCCCUUCUUUAGGAGAGGGGCUCCGUUGUAAAUCAUUUCAGACCGACCCGUCGUUCUGUCUGACCCUUGCGAUUAGAUGCCGCUGGUCUGCCAGAAUUGAUUCAAAUGUAAAACAAAGGAUUUAGCAAGGAUUGUCUAUAUAUCUACCGGCUGUACUCGGGAAAGAGUAGUCUCACAGAAUGUAGGGAAAAUGGCCCCACAGGCUUCUAGGGAAACGGGCACGGACGUGCGUCUCUCAGGCUGAUACUUACCAGUGCCCUGCACGCUGUCCUUCAUUGUGAUGCUUCACUCGGUUUGCCUGCAGCAUUAUGCCUGUCUGGUCCUCGAUGAUUGAGUGUCGGGAGGAACCGGUGCUUGGUGGCAACAUCAUCGUUCACGAGUUUAUGAGCAGGCUUACUCAGCAUCUUGUGACUAGGAUAUUACGGCUUCCCUUCUCCUGAUUUUGGAAACCUCUCUCAAAGCAAGAACGGAGUGUGCCCUGGGGAAGAUACGGCCUCAACUGUUCCCUCCUUUCUUGUAAACAUUUAAGGAAUUGCCUCCGAUCUGAAUGUGGUCUAAUGGUGCCAACGGCGAGUAAACGGUGGUAUGAAUGGAAGAGAUAUAUGUUGAUUUAGGAUACGAUGUUAGCUUCUCAUUGUCGUACCGCCGGCCGUGAGGAAAAAUUUUAAUCAAUGCAUGACCUGAGUUGCAAAGUAGGCACUAAUAUCUUCAGUAUACUUGUGGGUUCUUAUCUGUGGAAAUGUCGAC